Molecule: messenger RNA, 5610 nt
Organism: Trichobilharzia szidati
Lineage: Eukaryota; Metazoa; Platyhelminthes; Trematoda; Strigeidida; Schistosomatidae
Source: the annotation of a GenBank genome assembly
UCCUCAUCUAGCGUUGUUUCCGAAUCAGGUGCCACUUCAGAAUCAAAGGAAGUUACAAAACUUGCUGGUUCGACAUCUUCGUUGUCUGUAGGAUUGAAAACUCCUGAGACAGUUAAAGUUCCAUCAGAAAUUGAAAAGACAUCACAACUUCCACCAACUGGAUCUAAUCCAGACCUUGUACGAAGUAGUCCAGCUCCAACAUCAACAGCUUUAAAACCUGAAACUGCCUCUGCAAAAAUUGAAAGUCCUUCUAGUAAGCCUUCUGCGGAUAAACCUGUUGCAGCAGAUGUUAUGAAGUCCAGUGACAUAAUGAGUAAAUCUUACACACAAAUUUCAAAAUCGGAUAGUCCGACUCGUAAGAUGAUAAGUGGGAGUAAACUCCCCACUUCUACUACCACUACUACAUCAACACCGCCUAUCCCUUCUGGUAUUAAAAUGCCAAUAAAUCCUUCGGAAAUAUCACAAACAAUAGCAGCACUUAGUGAUGUAAAAGCGGCUGCGCAGAAGGUGGAUUCUGAAAAUGCACCAAGUGAACUUAGAGAUACGUCUCAAAAAAUACCAAAAACAUCUGUAUCAGCUGUUCCAAGUGGUACUGGUAAGUACAUCCCAGACACAGAGUUGGAACUGGCAAGUCCACGUGCUGAAGUAAUCGAAUUUCGUGAACAAAUUGAUGCUUUAAAAGCUAAACGGGAAGAAGAUAAAAAUAGAAUACAAGAAUUAGAACGUGUUAAAAUUCAGCUGUCACAAGUUGAAGAGAAUCGACGUCGAAUCCGACAACAAGCAGCUGAAUUACAACGUGAAAUUGCUCAAUUAAAAACAGUAGGUUUUCUUUCUUAUAUUGAUUUUAACAAUUUUGUUGGGUUGGUGAACUGUACUUGGAGCUUAAAUUAUUCUUUUGAAGUCACUAUCAUUACUGUUUCCAAAGAAUGGAUACUGAACAAAGAAUACUCUUUUCGAUAACUUCAUCAUCAGGCUCUGCAGUUAUAUAUACAUUAUAGUGAAUGAAUGAAUUAGUGUUGUGAACAACAUUAAUGUUUAAAUAACCACGAAUAUCAAUAGAUUAUAGUUAAAUAGCAUCAAUAUAACAAUAAACUAAAUGUCAGAAAAAUUAGUAAAGAUAAUAAUACAAAUUCAUGGAUUUAUAAUCUCCACUAAAGGCCGGGGCAAUAGUAGUGGCUGGACUUGCUUCUUUUGCACACAAAGCACUGGUUAUUUGAGGCGAAUUGAAAUAGCCUCUGCUGUUUGGAGCAUGCGGUACUUCGCUGUUUUCGGCAAUUUAUUUGGCACACGGUAGAUGAUAGAGAAGGAUUCUUCAAUGCUGGCUUUGUGGCUGGUUUGGACCAGAUGAUCAAAUAUCGAACUGUUGAUGGUUUUCACUACACCUUUACAUAGCUCUACUGGGAGAUGUUUCUUUUAAAAAUUGAAACCACUGUAAAUAAAUCAUAAAAUUGUAUGAACGGAAAGUUUGUGAACUCUCUUAGUUGACUAACUGUAAGGAGAUAAUAUAUUCUCAAUCGAUGGCGAUAACUAAUCAAAAUCGAUUGAUAACCUGAAAAUGACCCUAUAUGGAGUAAGCUAUUGAUGAUGCAACAUGAAGUUGUUGACUGCUAACACUUGAGUUUUGACUGUUCCCAGUUCCAGUUUAAAAAAGAUGGUUCUCAGUUAUAGAACCACAAAUAGCCACUGCACUUUGUUUUCGUACUAUUUCUCAUCCACGACCCAUGUUAAUAAUAGAUUAGUGUAAUUUCGCAAUUGUACAAUCUAUGGGACCUAUGUCUACCCACUCUGUAUGUAAUGACAAAGUUGACGUCAAAAAGAGUAGUGCUAGUAAUCACAUUUUGCAGAUAGCGAAUACUAAUAAUAUAGUGGAAACACUUCUACCAAUGUGAAUUUUGUCCGUUUACUUGCUCACAGAGUGAUGUGCAGAAACUGGUGAUCUUUUUACUGCCAUUUAAUACAUACCAACCAUCAAAAAGUCGACGUGUUCUGUGUGUGUGUGUGUAUGAUUCUCCUACCUCAUUAUCUGUGAUCAUGACUCCUUGACUCAUUGGUAGAGUUUUGAGCCUUUAUGGUCAGUUAGUUUUUAAUAUAAAUAUGUAUUGACAAGGAGGCCGUGUGAUCAGAAUGUCCGAAAUGUGUUACGUGAAUGCAUUACAUGUUUCAGAUAGAACAAACUGCGUCUUAUUUUUUUUGUUGUUGUCGAAAUUCAUGAAAGGAAGUAACUGCUUUUAAAAGUAAUAACUUCUCCAGAGUGAAUUACUCUCAUAAGUUUUGCACUGAUUUCUUCUGCUAAUGAAUUGAGGACAUGCAAGGCAAACUUAGCUCAUUGAUUUAAGCACUUGACUUUUGACCAGUGGGCCUCGGGUUCGAAUCCCACUGUGCCUACCUAGAGCGGGUAACUGGGCAGUAUCAUUAACCCUUACACAAUAAGUGUCACUCAUAAUCCCUGGAAUAUGAAACACCCCUUCCAGGAACUGAGUUCAAAGAUUGCAUGCUAACCGUUUGGUUCAAUGAUAACACUCGCAUCUUGUAACUCAAUGAUCCUGAGCUCAUUGCUCCAUGCAGUCAUGUGUUUGCAUUAGUAAAAAGUGCCAAGCUAGAAAAUACUCGCUCUGUUAGCUCUCCUUAGUUUCUAAAUACAUCUCUGGCUAUUUUCAUUGAAAACCUGGUUCACUAAUGUGUUUAUUAUUAAUCUCUAUUGAGGAAAAAGCUGAAGUCAAAGAAGCAUUUGAUCGUUAUCGUGAAGAAGUAUCUGAAAUGGUUGAAAAUAUAGAAAUGAUCACUUUAGAUAAAGAAAUGACCGAAGAAAAACUAGAAAGAUUGACUGGAGAAAUUGAAUUACUUAAGGAACAAGUAGAAGAAUUAACUCUUGAGAAUCAAAUCUUGAAAGAAGAAUUUGAAGAAAAAGCGGGUGCAGUAUCAGUCGGUGUUGAAGGCGGUCCAACUCUCUUACAGUUUAAAAAUCUUGAACAACAAAAUGAACGAAUGAAAGGAGCACUGGUCAAGCUACGUGAUUUGGUUAAUCAAGAUAAAUCGGAAAUUUCAGCUUUAACUAAACAGAUUACAUCUUUAGAAUCAGAAGUUAGUCAACUUCAAACAGAAAAAGAACGAUUAACAAAAAAUUUAAAAGAUAGUGUUGAACAAAUUAUUGAAUUAAAAGAACAAGUGGAUGCUUACCUCGGCAUUGAUACAAUGGUCAGUCAGUUGACACAACGUAAUUUAGAACUGGAAGAAACGCUUGAGAAAAUUAAAGAAGAAAGAAAUGAUCUGGAAGCUCUUUGUGAAAUGAAUGAUGAAUUGCAAGAGAAUAGUCGUCAAACAAAACUUGAACUACUUGAAGAAAUUGAACGAGCCAACAGUCAAAUUAAUCAACUUGUACGUCACUUAGAUGCGACACGUGAAACAAUUGCAGACUAUGAACAAACUCUUGGUAAAUUUAGAGAUUUAGUCUCUGAUUUACAAACACAAAAUACUGAUCUACGUAGGUCAUUAGCGGAUGAAAAACGCCUACAGGAAGAACAACAGCAACAAAAUGCCUAUCGUACAGUUGCAACAGAUCUUGUCGGUUCUACAGCUGCAUUUAUGGGGGGUAAAUUCGGAUUAGGCUCUCAAGUACAAACUCUUGCUAAAGUAAUUGAAGCUGAAUUAAGACGCCUUGAAGCAGAACAAACUGCAAAUCAUGUGACGCGGUUAUCUGCUUUCUUACCUGACUCAUUUCUCCGAAGUGGUGGUGAUAAUGAGGCAUUACUUACACUUUUGUUAAUCGACCGACUAGCUGGGAAAUGCGAUCUGCUGGCUAAUCAUCUUGUUGAACGUUAUCCAUUGCCUCCUUGUGUUCCGGGUCAAGCACCACUACAGAUGUCUCAAGGUGAAACCAGUACUACUACUGCUGAUAAUCCAACUGAAGUUGUUUGUGGAAUUUGUAUUCCUGGUACUGAUAAUCCACUGACUAAAACACAAUCAGAAUUCUAUAGUUUUAUAACUAGACUAAUUCAUCUACUCCGGUCAAUGGCUUCUUUGUUAGGCCAGUGUAAACAAGUCCUUUCAGGUUGUAGUGUUGAACUCUAUUUGAAAUUCGGCUCUUUAUAUAAUGAAAUGAUUGCACAUGAACAUUGUAUUGAUCGAUUAAUUGAACAAACAAAGAAUGAUCAGUUGGAUGAGACAAUUUCAUUGGGACCAUUAUUUUCGUCAUACAAUUACUUUAUUCAAUUAUAUACAGUUCAUUUGAAAACAGAACCGCUAUUUAAUUGUAACAAUAAAUUACUGGAUUUCACGCGAACAAUUCUAUCAGCUGUUGAUGCCUUAUCUGUUGACUCAACUGCUUUGAUGAUAUUGACCGGUCAGAAUGUUGAUUGUUUAUCACAAGUGGCUAAAACAGCUGCCACUUGUGUAUCUGGACCAUUGAGUAUGGGUAAUAUGGAUGAUGUUGGUUCGUUACUGUUAAGUAAUCCUACUGAAAGCGGUUUAAUUGGCCUCCUUAGUGAAUUAAUUCAUUUUGCUACAACUGUACGUGUUGUUACGCGUCGAAUAAAACGAAGAAUCCCGAAUAAGCCUACAGGUCAACCGUUAUCAUUUCACCAGGAUGUUUCACAGAAAUUAGAUUCAGCUAUACAAUUGUUAGGAUCAGUUGUUGGCUCUAUGUAUCAAACAACUCGUUUAGCCGGCCAGUUAACAGUUCGACAAGUUGAAGAUACAGCCAAUUUAGACCCCGGUGUUGUUUUCACUCAUUGUUUAUCAGAAGCUUGUAAAGAAUACUUAACACCAGAUGCAUUCAAUACUCGUUCCAGUGUCAUUGCACCAGAUAUAGCAAUUCGUAAUAAUUUAACUCAAGUUGCUCGUAUUAUCAGUCAAGUGGCAUUAGCAAUGGAGAAUGGAGAAUAUGACUUUGAUGGAACAAAACAAACCGCUCCUCAAGAACCAGUCUCUGCUCGUGCUGUUGCCUAUAAACGUGCUCAAGCUGAACUAGAAGGAUGUCGUUCUAAAUUAGAAUCUAAAGCUGAAGAAGUACGAGAAUUACAAAAAGCACUUAAAGCACGCGCUGAAGAACUCAGUGAAAUGUCUGUACGUGUUGGUUUAGCAGAGAAGAAAUUAGAAACAUCUUGUAAAGGUUAUGAAGAGAAAAUAGCUCGUUUAGAACAACGCUUAGAACAAUCAGAAGCUCAAUUAAAACAAAGUGAAAAGAAAUUUGAACAAACCCUUGAUGCACUUCGAGCGGAUAUCGAAGCUUUAGAGCAUGAGAAAGCAGAACUUGAAGAGAAAUUGGAGACUUUAAGUAAAAAUGCCGUAUUUGAAGGAAUCAAUAAAACUCCAUUGGUCACUGAUCAAACUCCAUCUAAGGGUCAGACUGCUACACCUGAAACUCCUUCAGUUGGUAAACAAACUUCUGUUGAGGGUGCAUCACCUUCACCUGGUCCUGCACGUCUAGCUGCCUACAGAGAUGCUUCAUUCAUGUCAAUGGAGAUUAAAGGCCUUCGCGAAGCUGUCCGACGUUUGUCUUCUGAGGUAUCUAAGCUACGUGGUGAAAAAAUGUUUGUGAGUUUACUAAAUUUUGUUUUUCUUCUAACGGAUAAAUGAUAAACUAUGUGUAGUACAUUAAUACUCCUCUCUGAA